GAAGACUCUCGCACAACUCAUCUGAUCUACACAACUUCACCAGGUUGGAGAAAUGGCCUCAGGUAACAUGAGCGUUGCUGCCCUGGGUCGACCUUUCACCCUGGGAAUGCUCUAUGAUGCUCGGACAGAUAAUCUGAUCCCAGGUUUGACAUUGUGGGAUGAUAAAACUCUACAAGGCAAGAUAAGUGAAAGCUCGCAGCGAACCAGUAAGUCUCAAAUUUCAACAUCUGACUCCACUGAAUCCAAGUGCAAUCUGCUGGAUGUUGAGGUUUCUCUGAAGGCCAGUGUCCUGGGUGGCCUGAUUGAAUUUGGAGGAUCUGCCAAGUAUCUGAAUGAUCAGAAGAAAUUCUACAAUCAGAGCAGAGUGACGUGUCAGUACAAAACUACCACCAACUUCAAGCAGUUAAUGAUUGAGCAACUAACCAUGGACCCCCAACAUAUGGAUGUCAUUAAGAAGAGCUCAGCAACACAUGUAGUCACAGGCAUCCUUUAUGGGGCAAAUGCUUUCUUUGUGUUUGACAGUGAGAAGGUAGAGUCCAGCAGCGUUCAGGACAUCCAGGUCAGCAUGCACGCUGCGGUAAAUUUGUUAUUCGUUAAAGGUGAGGCGAAAACUAAGGUACAGCUGACUGAAGAACAAAAAACCCUGACUAAGAAUUUAUCCUGCACAUUCUAUGGAGACUAUAUUCUUGAUAGAAACCCUGCAACAUUUGAAGAUGCAGUGAAGGCCUACGAACAACUCCCAAAUCUACUGGGAGAAAAAGGAGAGAAGGCUGUUCCAGUGAAGGUCUGGCUGAUGCCGCUGAAGAAUUUCCACUUCGAAGGUGCUGAGCUGAUGAGAGGGAUCAAGGACCAUCUAGUGAGUAAGGCGGAGUAUGUUCUAGACGAUUUAAAGGAAAAAGAAAUAAGAUGCAAUGAUUCUCUGGAAGAGAAAGUGGUGGGGCAGUUUCCUGUGAUUAAAGAAGAGUUGAGCACUUUCCAAAAAUUGUGUGGGAAUUAUGAAUCUAACCUCAAGCAGGCUUUGGCAGAUAAACUUCCCUCCAUCCGUGAAGGAAAAGAAGAUGAGAGCUCAUUGAACCAACUCUUUGAAGACAGAGACAAGUCACCAUUCAGUCAGGAAAAACUAACCAAGUGGCUGGAUCGUAAAGAGAGAGAAAUCAACAUCAUCAGAUCCUGUGUAAAUACCAUGGAGGGAACAAAGAUCGUCCCAAAUCAGUCAGAGCUGGACAGACAGGUUCUUGAUCCAGGUGUAGAAGAUGUUCUGUGCUUUGUUUUCACUUCAGUGGAAAGGGGUGAUACUGACCUUGAUGUGAUGGCCGACUACUUGCACUUCCCUAAAUUAGGAAGUACCAAUGAAGAUCCAUGGUACUACUCAGCUGAUGUUUUCACCAAAAUGAGAGAAAAAGCCAAAGCUUUCCAUCAUUUUGCCAAAGCACAGAAGAACAACAGUCGAUUCCGUUUCCUCAUAGCAGCCAUUGCUAACAAGAACUACACAGGAGCAACCGUCUACCAUUACAAGAACGGCAUUCUGGUCACUGAAGAUUUUUCAAAGCCUGUCCUCCCUCCUGUGGAGAACAUCACAAACAGAAGAGAUCUGAUCUGGUAUGCCUGUGAUCUCAACCUGGACCCAAACACUGCUAACUACAACCUCAUUCUGUCUGAGGGAAACAAGAAGGCAACACAUGGAGCACGGCAGUCAUAUCCUGAUCACCCAGAGAGGUUUACACAAAUACACCAGGUGUUGUGCAAAGAGAGCUUAUCUGGGAAACAUUACUGGGAGGUAGAGUGGAGACAGAAUUCCGGCAAUAAUUGUGUUGUUAAUAUUGCUGUUGCAUACAGGGGAAUUGAAAGAAAAUCAGGUAAUAUAAACAGCCAGUUUGGACGUAAUACCAAAUCGUGGGCUUUCCAAAAUGUCAGUCCCACACUUAAAGCAUUGGAAAAUAAUGUCGAUGUGUGGAAAGGUCCUUUCCCCUCUGAUGGCUGUAACAGAGUUGGGGUGUAUCUGGACUGGCCUGCUGGCACUCUGUCCUUCUACAGAGUCUCCUCUAACACACUGAGGCACCUCUACACCUUUCACACCACAUUCACUGAGCCUGUUUACCCGGGAUUCUUGGUCUAUAUUCACCAAAACGAUGCGUACCUGUGUCCACUUGAAUAGGAGAAAUGACAAAUACUUCUCAUAUUCUUGGU
This is a messenger RNA of Perca flavescens (yellow perch), 2187 nucleotides long. Its product is annotated as stonustoxin subunit beta. Lineage: Eukaryota; Metazoa; Chordata; Actinopteri; Perciformes; Percidae. The record is from RefSeq and is a predicted model, not a curated record. The coding region runs from base 53 to 2155 and encodes 700 amino acids. Gene Ontology annotation, molecular function: protein binding. The transcript is spliced from 4 exons.